Molecule: messenger RNA, 423 nt
Organism: Acanthoscelides obtectus
Lineage: Eukaryota; Metazoa; Arthropoda; Insecta; Coleoptera; Chrysomelidae
Source: the annotation of a GenBank genome assembly
AUGAAUCACAGAGAACACAUCGGAAGAGAGCUUCGUUUUGUCCAUGGUUGCAACAGUUUUGCCGUUAAAAAUUUCUAUCCAGUAGCCAUCCGGAUCUGUGAUGAAAGCAAUCCCCUUCAUCUUGCCGUCGUCUGGUUUUUUCACGAAAUUUACUCCAAGCUUUUCAAAACGUUCGCAUGCUGCAUAGACGUCUGGUACUGCGAUUCCUAUAUGUCCUGUAGAUUGAAUAUAAAAUAUGAGCACCUGAUAGUCCUAAAUCUCCAGCUAAGCUCUAUAGUAGCUUUCCUGCCUAAUGCCCAGGCUACCCUUUCCUGGCAUGAAAGUUCAAUUGUUCCAAUAUCAUCUUCAAAGCCCAUGAAGUACAAGGAGAAUUUCAUUUCAGGGAAGUCCAAUUUAGUUAACAACUUCAUACCAAGUACUUGA